AAACAGACUCUGAUCUUGACUUUGCUGAUGAGCAGCUACUUAGACAAGAGCUCAUUUUAAGCAGAGAAACAUGAAGAUAUUUGCAUUUUUGGUGGUCAUCUUUGUCUUCAAAAAGGUGCCAGGCUGCCUCUCGUCCUGCUCCAUAACUGGCUCGGUAGCCAAUUGCGCCUUCAAGAACCUACACUGGAUUCCUCCCCUUCCUCCCAACAUCACCCACCUGUACUUGGAGAUGAACCACAUCCAUGAGAUUAACGCCACUUCGUUGUCUGGCCUUGAGAUGCUGCAAGUGCUGGACUUGGGUCAUCAGUAUUCAGCACUAGUGAUCCAAAACAACGCAUUCAUCAGACAAAGACACCUCAGGAAAUUGGCGCUGGGCUUCAAUGUGGAGCUUCACCUUGAGCCGGAGGCCUUUUUGGGAUUGUCGAGUUUGCAGAGUCUUUACCUGGAUUACUGCUCACUUGAUGAAUCCAUCCUGAAGGAAAACUAUCUGAAGCCGCUUUUUUCAUUGGAAACUCUUGACCUAUUUGGUAACCGGAUGAAGAGAAUCCAGCCUUCAAUGUUUUUUUCCAAUAUGACUCAUCUGAAACAUUUGAAUCUAAAACUGAAUCGUAUCAACAAAAUAUGUGAGCCUGAUCUGGCUGCCUUCCGGGGAAAACAAUUUAAAUCCUUGAAUUUAGACUCCAACAACCUUCAGGCUAUGUUCAAUGAAAACUUUGUUGCACAUACUUGUGGGAACCCUUUCAGAGGAAUAUCUUUUGGAACACUUGACUUAUCCCAUAAUGGUUUCAGCAUAGACGAGUUAAGACUAUUUUUCAAAGCUAUCGAGGGUACUAAGAUUUCUUUUCUCAAGCUAUCAGGACAUAUAGGUAAAGGUUUUUCCUUCAGCAAUCUUUUAGAUAUGGACAGAAGCACUUUUGAGGGCCUCAGGAACAGCUCAAUCAACAUGUUGGAUAUGUCGAAAAACAGGAUAUUUGCAUUACAACAGGGAGUAUUCAAUCAACUAUCACAAGCUGAAGUUAUUGAUCUCUCUCAAAACCAAGUCAAUCAAAUCCACAGAAAUGCUUUUGAAGGCCAGGAACAUUUGAAAAAGCUCAACCUGUCUCAUAAUUUGCUGGGGGAUAUCCGUGCUCACAGUUUUGCUCCUCUGAAGAACCUUAAAGUGUUGGACCUCUCUUACAACCAUAUUGGUAUUUUUGGCUACCAAUCGUUUAGUGGACUUUUUAGCCUGGAGGUAUUAAAUCUGACUGGAAACUCUCUCAGGGAGUUUGGUUUCCCCAGCACUCUGCCGAGUUUAAGUUAUCUUAAUUUGAAUGACAAUAAAUUGAGCUUUGCAGCAGUGAACACAAUAACAACGUUUGCCCCUAAUGUCACAUAUUUGAACAUUCAGAACAACAAAGUAGAAAACCUGCAGGGUGUGUACAUCUUUUUGACUAACCUGAAGAAACUCCAGCAUCUUGUCUUUGGAGGGAAUCCCAUCAAGUGGUGCACAAUGAAUAUUCAAGCUUCUGAAAAGAAGCAUAGCGCUGUUAAAGUGUUAGAGCUUCACAGCAGCAACUUGCAGUCAAUUUGGUCUCGAGGCAAAUGUCUCGAUCUGUUCGAAGGUCUUAACCAUUUGGUCGAGCUGAGAUUGAGCUCUAACAAUUUGCGUUCCCUUCCGAAUGGCAUCUUCAAAGGUCUCCCCUCCCUUCUGGGAAUGGACCUCUCAUCCAACCCUUUAACCUAUCUCCAGCCUGAUGCAUUUCCUAAGACCCUCAAAUUGCUUAACCUCGCUAACAACUUCAUAGCGUCCCCCAACCCGGCCCUCUUCCGAACUCUUAGCAUCCUCAACUUAAAUAUGAACCGGUUCCACUGUGAUUCAAAUCUGACAAACUUCUUGAAGUGGACAAGGCAAACAAAUGUAACCUUUUUGAGUCCCGUUAAGGACUUGAGAUGUGAAUUUCCUCUAGCUUUCUAUAAAGUUUCUCUGUUGGAUUACUACACUCAUCUUCAUGGCACUGGAAGCAUUUAACAAGGUUUAAACUGUAAUAUAGCUUUAGAGCGAAUGCAGGCAUUUAUUCACGUUCUACACUAGAGGGCAGCAAAGAGCUAACAAUCACCAGAUCCUUCUCUCAACCGGUUGCGGUCCCUCUGUAACACAACAUGAGGCACUAUUUUGUUUUCAUUGAGUUCAAGAAUAAUUGUGCAAGUAGAAAACAUGUAAACAAUUAGUUUUAUUUUGAGCAACAAUAUUGUUUGAGUUUGUCUGAAUUAUUGUGUCACAACUAUACCACUCAUUGCAGAAUAACAUUGGCAUACUGUUCUCAGAGACACUCCUGCUGUUUUAAUAAAGCUGUAAGAUGGU
Molecule: messenger RNA, 2341 nt
Organism: Syngnathus acus (greater pipefish)
Lineage: Eukaryota; Metazoa; Chordata; Actinopteri; Syngnathiformes; Syngnathidae
Product: toll-like receptor 5
Exons: 2
Coding region: 71-2008 (645 amino acids)
Cellular component (GO): extracellular matrix
Molecular function (GO): protein binding
Source: RefSeq, a predicted model, not a curated record